UACGGCAUUAUCAUAGGAUCUUUGACUGUGUCGAAAGUGCCAUUCUUUUUCCUUCCUGUCCAAAAUGGCGCAGCAGGUGUCAAAGAAAAAGAAGUUUGUUGCUGAUGGAGUCUUUAAAGCAGAACUCAACGAAUUCCUCACCAGAGAAUUGGCUGAGGAUGGAUACAGUGGAGUUGAGGUCCGUGUGACACCAACACGCACAGAGAUCAUCAUACUUGCCACCCGAACUCAGAAUGUUUUGGGUGAGAAAGGCAGACGCAUUAGGGAGCUUACAUCUGUCGUUCAGAAGAGGUUUGGCUUCCCAGAAGGAAGUGUAGAGCUCUAUGCAGAAAAGGUUGCCACUCGAGGCCUGUGUGCAAUUGCACAAGCAGAGUCUCUGCGAUAUAAGCUCAUUGGUGGUCUGGCUGUUCGAAGGGCUUGCUAUGGAGUGCUUCGUUUCAUCAUGGAGAGUGGAGCCAAGGGAUGUGAGGUGGUUGUUUCAGGGAAACUCCGAGGUCAGAGAGCCAAAUCCAUGAAGUUCACUGAUGGUCUCAUGAUCCACAGUGGAGAGCCCACCAAUGAUUACGUUGAUACUGCUGUGCGACACGUUCUGCUUCGGCAAGGUGUCUUGGGAAUCAAGGUGAAGAUCAUGCUGCCCUGGGAUCCAAAUGGCAAAAAUGGACCGAAGAGGCCUCUUCCCGAUCAUGUUUCUAUUGUUGAACCCAAGGAAGAGGUCAUACCCGAUAAUCCAAUCUCUGAAGCUAAAGGUGGCAAAGCUGACCUUGUUGCCCCAUGAAAGAGUUCUUGAAUGGAAUAAAAUCCUCCAUGCUUGAAUA
This is a messenger RNA of Darwinula stevensoni, 815 nucleotides long. Lineage: Eukaryota; Metazoa; Arthropoda; Ostracoda; Podocopida; Darwinulidae. The record is from the annotation of a GenBank genome assembly.